AUGGAUCCCUUGCCUGUAUACAACCAGAUUAACCGUCGGAGUGACCGCCCUCCAGGUUAUGUUGACAACGAGCGAGAGGAACGCCGCCCAAAGGAAGAUCCUCGACCACGCGUGAUCUCAUUCCCCGUCGAACUGGAACUCAACUAUCGCACAAGAGGCCAUUGGGGCGCCCUGGCAGAACGCCACAGCGAGCGCGCCAACCUCGACUUCACGACCUCCUUCGAGGACAUCCAGCAACAGCUCCGUAGCAAGCACCUUCAGCAUACUCCAUCAUCAGCUCAGAACCGGAGCUUUACCUGGACCACUUGGCUCAAGUACGCGAAUGGACAGCGUCGCCAAGUUCGCGAAGACAACUGGGACUAUGUGCUUGGAGAGAUCAUGGCGUUGGGAUCCGCCCGGGAAGGUCGUGACCCUCGGCGGGGCGACUUUCCGACGGCGCUCGUGACACAGUCGAAUAAGAUGAGCGAGGAGAUCUGGGAGCAGUUGCGGCAUGGUAUAGCGAGGGAUGAGGGGCGAUGGGGAGUGGAAGGCUGGAAGGGGUACAUGCUGCUGCGCGGGUACUGGUUCAAAGAUCUCCGCCAUCAGCAGAACCGGAAAGAUCGCCAGGAGCGCAAGGAAGGCCAGCAGCGUAAAGACAGUCUGGGAACGACCUCUGCAAGUCGUGGGCUUGCCCCGUAUGGUCUGAAAAGAAUAGGCGUCCAAAAAGUUGAGGACGAAAGAUCUGUAGCUUUUCUCACAGUACACACGAGUCUCUGA
Zasmidium cellare ATCC 36951 is the source of this 756-nucleotide messenger RNA. RefSeq lists its product as uncharacterized. The record is from RefSeq and is a predicted model, not a curated record. The transcript is spliced from 3 exons. The coding region runs from base 1 to 756 and encodes 251 amino acids. NCBI's taxonomy places the organism in Eukaryota, Fungi, Ascomycota, Dothideomycetes, Mycosphaerellales, Mycosphaerellaceae.